GGAGCCUAUGACUUCACUACGAAAGACCACGGCCAGCAACAAUCCCGGCGCAUAUUAGCCAUCACCGCCGAGUCCCGGCGCACUCUUCCACUCUCUUACCUUCAAAUAUCUGAUUUACAGAUAGAGAAAGAGAGAAAUACAGAUAGAGAGUGAGUCAAGAUCAUCAUAUGGAUGUAUUGUUCGACUCGAUCGACGUCCGAGAUCUUCUCUCAUCCCACGACCUCGACGACUCAUCGCCAUUGUCCUCGCCGGAUCUGCGCCUCCUCAUCGACCGACUUCAAGUCCGGUCCCUCCACAUCAAGUCCAAGGUCCGAAACUACAUCAUCUCUCACCACGACGACUUCGCUGCCCUAUUCUCCCAAUGCUCCGACGCCGUUUCAAGCUCCGAACGUCUCUCAGACCAAGUCUCGGACCUCCUCAAUCUCAUCUCGGACCACCCGAUUGACAGUGAAAUCAGAGAUGUGAUCGACGAGAUUGGGAGGAAGAGGAGAGAGGUUAAGGAGAAGAGAGAAUUGUUGGAGUUAGUGGGGGUGAUUUUAGAACUGAGUGAAAAGUUAGGGUGUGUGAAGGAGGAAGUGAGAAAAGGGAAGAUUGUGGAGGCGGCGGAGGGAGUGGGGGAGUUGAAGACGGCGUUGAGGAUUGGUGAUGAUCCGGUGGUGGGGGAGAGAGAGCCGUUGGUGUAUGGGGUGCUGCGGAAGGAAUGGACUGAGUGCUUUGAAGAGGUAAUAUUAUUAGCAAUAGUCUCAGUUUGGUUCCUGAGAAAAUUGAGGAGAAAGAACAGAAAUUUGAGACUUUAUUGUAUUUUGCGAGGUUCAAUUCUAUGAAGCCUAAUGAAGGUGUUUAUUUCAUCUUCUUAACGAAGGAAUGGAAGAUAUAGAUAAGUGUCUUUUUCGUUGUUGAGAAAAUGGGGUAAAGCAAAUUUGGUUUUUUUCUUGCUAUCUGACUUUCUAAUCCAUCAAAUGUAUGUGGGAGAGUUUGGUGAGAUGAUUCUUUGUAUUAUUAGAAGGAACUGAUAGACAUGACGGAGCAUAUUAGUUAAAAGAGUAGCUUUUGCUUGGUUGCCGGAAAAAUGGAGAAAAAGAAAGUGAACAAUUACAGAAGUAAAUGAAUUUUUUCUUGAGUUUUCUUUGAGGAAGAAGCAAUUGAAUUCGGCUAAAAGUUGUGCACUUAAAAAAAUUGCUUAGUUGUGAGGGAUACUCUACCGUUUUUUUGUUAUACUCACCUUUCCUUCUCUUUUCUCCAAGUUUGUAGUGGACCACAUUACAUUAUUUUUGGUUUGUAUGCUCAAUUCUGGGUGACUAUUGCUGAUUUUUUUAUUGAGUUUGUGAUUGUGUUUUAGAGGAAUUGGAUUUGGGUUUGUAGAUACAAGAGGUGCUAGUGGGGUUUAUGGAGAAUGCAGUGCGCUUUGAGCAGGAAAGUAAUGCAGUUCGAGUGAAGCUUCAGUUAAGUGUAAAGGCAAUUGAAGGGAUUGAGCUUCAUACCGUUUUGAAAGCAAUGGAUGUCCUUGGCAUUCUAGAUUAUGGGCUUGCAAAAGUAGCAGACUUGAUAAUUAAAUAUGUCAUCACUCCAACAGUGAACUGUGGAAUGCAUGUUUCAUUUGUGGAAGAAAUAAAUCAACCCUCAGGGCAUACCACUGAGGUUGUUUUGAAGAUUAUCCCGUCUUCUGAUCCUAAGAUUACAGCAAUGGAUGGUGAAACAAUCUAUUCAUCGAUUCUUCGGGUCAUCAAGUUUAUCUACAAAUCCUUAUUCUUUGAAAAUGGUCCUUGGAUGCGAUGUUUUGGAAGAUUGACCUGGCCAAGGAUGUCAGAGAUUAUUAUUUCCAACUUCCUUUCCAAGGUGGUCCCUGACAAUGCUUCUAAACUUGUAGACUUUCAACAAAUUGUAAAACUUACAUCUGAGUUUGAGACAGAUUUAAAGGAAUUGAUGUUCAUUUCCGCAUCUGAUAACAAGGAUGAAAGAUUAAGCAAUUUUGCUGACAAUGUUGAGGUUCACUUUGCAUUGAAGAAGAAAGUUGAGAUCUUAGCGAAGGCUAGAAAUUUGCUUCUGCAAUGUGAUUUCACACUUCCUCAGGACUAUAAGAGUGAAGCUACUCGAUUAAAGAAUGAAAGAACUGGUGAAAGCUCCAGUGAUCAUGUUGUAAACUUGCUUUUCUCGUCUGAGAGGUGUGUUGUGUCUGGAGCAGCCUCUCAGCUAAUGGUGCUGGUGCAUCAAACCCUUAAGGAUGUUUGCUUGUCUUCCACAAGGGUAGCAUUGGAAUUCUAUCAUGCUGCAAGAGAUGCUCUACUUCUUUAUGAAGCCGUUGUCCCUGUCAAGCUAGAAAGGCAGCUUGAUAGCAUCAACCAGGUUGCUGUUCUUAUUCACAAUGACUGUCUCUAUCUGUCUCGGGAAAUUCUUGGGCUUGCAUUUGAGUAUCGCUCGGACUUUCCAAGUUCCAUGAAGGAAUUUGCUGUGUUUGUUGAUUUGGCCCCAAGGUUCCAGCUGUUGGCAGAAGAAAUCUUACAGAGACAAGUCCAACUUGUCAUUUAUAACCUAAAUAAGGCUAUAGAUGGUGCUGAUGGAUUUCAGGAUACCCACCAAAUGCAACAAUACGAGUCUACAAAGUUUAGUAUAGAUCAGGUUGUUUUCAUCCUUGAGAAAGUACAUAUUAUUUGGGAGCCUCUCUUGCUACCUUGGGCUUACAAGGGAAGUAUGUGCAUGGCCCUGGAGGCAGUGUUUUCUAGAAUGACAAAAGACAUACUACUCUUAGAUGAUAUGGCGGCUGAAGAAACAUUGCAGCUUCAAAGACUUAUUCAUCUGAUGCUGGAGAGCCUAGCUUCUUUGUUGGAGUCCCUGAUUGCUAUAAACAAAACAGAGAAGUCACAAGAGGGCCCUGUAUGUUCUCUUGAUGACUCCAUACCAUCUCUACGUAAAAUACGAAAACUGGCAGAGUUGUUGGACAUGCCUCUAAAAUCCAUUACAGCAGCUUGGGAGAAUGUAGAACUGUUCAGUUGUGGGUUUACAUUGUCAGAGGUAGAAGAGUUUAUCAAGGCCAUAUUUACAGACUCUCCUCUAAGAAAAGAAUGCUUAUGGAGAAUACAAAGUGCAAGUUUUUAGAAGUUCUUAGGUUUGCCGAAAUGACCCGUGUACACACCCAGAGGAAUUAACCCAUGUCAAAGUUAUAUUCCCCCGUCCUAGAAACCAGAAGGGAGAGACAGAGAUUUGUUUGAAUAGUUUUCUUUUUUUUUUUUUUCCCUUUUUUAAAAGUGCUGUAUUUAUACGUAGGAACCUUCUAAUGAAGGCAUCAAGUAAAAUAUACAUGUGCGGCAUCAGCUUAUUGGGGGAACAGAAGGGGGAAAGAUUUAUUCAUUGAAGUGUAUUUUUUUUUUCUUCAACCAGCGAAAAAUGUGUUAGACAGAUUGCCAAGUCCUUGC
Molecule: messenger RNA, 3410 nt
Organism: Ilex paraguariensis (yerba mate)
Lineage: Eukaryota; Viridiplantae; Streptophyta; Magnoliopsida; Aquifoliales; Aquifoliaceae
Source: the annotation of a GenBank genome assembly